UCUUGAUUCUUUAAUGGCGGAUGCAGCUGUGGAGUUCCUUUUGGGUAAUCUGAAGCAGCUGCUAGUCUACAACGCCCAUUUGAUCUCAAGCGUCAAAGAUCAAGUCGAUUCCCUCUGCAACGACCUCCGUCUACUGGCAGCUUUCGUCAAGGACACCACCGAGAGCCGGAGCAAGCACGCCGUCGUCAAAGAACUCGUCAGACGAAUCAGAAUCGAAGUCUAUAAAGCCGAAGACAUCGUUGAUAUGUACGUCGUCCACGCUUCCGUCCAGAAAUCACGAACCAGUCUCGAGAAAGCCUUCCACAUCACAGAUUAUCCCCUGAAACUCCGAACCGUCGGUAAAGAGAUCCAUGAUAUACGUCGACGCGUGAAGGAGAUCUACGAUAAUAAAAUGUUCGGCUACGAAGCUUUAGGGCGGAGAGAGUCUGUUACCAGAUCUCCUCCAGCUGUGGAGGAGGAUAACGUUGUGGGUUUCGAUAAAGAAGCUGAAAAAAUGGUGGGGUGGCUCAAGGCGGAGAUGGAGGAGCUGGAUGUGAUCUCCGUCGUGGGUAUGGGCGGAUUAGGGAAAACAACUCUUGUUAAGAAAGUUUAUAACGAUCCAUCGAUUCAAUACGAGUUCUUCAUUCGUUCUUGGGUUUAUGUUUCCCAAGUUUACAGUCGAAGAGAAGUGUUUCUUAAAAUCUUGCACGAUGUUACUCGAGAAAACAAAGAUACAUCAGAAUGGAGUGUGAACACCAUAGCUGAUGAGCUUCGUAUCAAAUUGCAAGAUGGAAGAUAUCUAAUUGUGUUGGAUGAUGUGUGGACUAAACAGGCAUGGGAUGAUCUAAAAAUGGUGUUCCCCAACACCAAAAAUGGGAGUCGAAUCUUGUUAACGAGUCGUAACAAGCAUGUGGCACUGCACGCUAACACGAAUCGACCGCCUUAUCAGCUUCGGUUUCUAACACCUGAUGAGAGUUGGGAGCUCCUUGGAAAGAAGGUUUUCCCUAGAGGAAGUCAUCGCCCAAAAGAAUUGGAGGAUCUCGGGAAGCAAAUUGCACGAAAAUGCUAUGGUUUACCGCUGGCGCUAGUCGUGAUUGCCGGAAUUCUUCGAAAGAAAGACAAGACGAGAAGUUGGUGGGAGAAAGUAGAGGAAAAGGUGAAUACUUAUGUAGCAAUGGAGCCAGAGCAAUGUAUGGAUGUGUUAGCAUUGAGUUAUAACCAUUUACCGUACGAUUUGAAGGCGUGUUUCCUGUAUUUUGGUGUUUUUCCGGAGGAUUUUGAGAUACCCGUUAGGAAACUGAUCCAUAUUUGGGUCGCUGAGGGGUUUAUUCAGCGAAUUGGAGACGCGAGCGCAGAAGAGAUGGCGGAGGAGAACUUGCAGGAUCUUGUGGACAGGAAUCUGGUGUUGGUCGAAAAGAGGAGGGCGAAUGGCGGGAUCAAAACUUGUCGAAUUCACGACAUGCUGCACGAUUUGUGCGUCAAACAAGCCGAAGAAGAGGAUUUCUUCAAGGAGAUCAAGGGUUUGGAACCUUCUUCUUAUAUAAAAUCCGUGAGUCCAACUGUGUUUAGGCGUCUUUGUGUCCAUACCCGAGUUUCCGAUUACGUUUCCUCGAAGCCAGAUUCUCCACACGUCCGAUCUUUCCUGUGCUACGCCAAGGAAGAAACGGUUUUAGCUCCUGAUCUCAUAACCUACUUUCCUGGUUCGUUUCGAUUGCUUCGAGUUUUGGAUGUUCGGCCUAUCAGUUUCCCUCGUUUCCCCAGCAUCCAACUCGUUCAUUUGAGGUACAUUGCGUUGUUAGGCACGUUUAAGGUUCUCCCGGCAGCCAUUUCAAACCUUUGGAACCUGCAAACGCUUAUUGUAGAGACCACAUUUCGUAACAUUGAAGUUCAAGCAGAUCUCUGGAAAUUGUUGCAGUUAAGGCAUGUUUAUACUAGUGCAGCUAGCGAUUUGCCAACUCCAUCUUCGAAAUCCCGAAAAGGUGUUAAAGACCCUUUGGUCAACGAAAACCUUAGGACCAUGUCGAAAGUGUCACCAAACACUUGUACGGAUGUGAUCUUCGCUAGGACACCGAACCUGCAAAAACUUGGUGUUCGUGGGAACUUGAUGUCGCUUAUGGAAGAGAAAAAGGGUAGUUGUAAGUUCGAUAACAUUGCGAAAUUGACUCACCUCGAGACGUUGAAACUGUUGAACGACACGUAUCCAAUUUCACCAUUGGAUGGUAAAUUGCACGGCCUUCCGGGAUGGUACAAGUUCCCGCCGAAACUAAAGAAACUGACGCUAUCCGACACUAUGCUGAAUUGGGAACAUAUGUCUGUUCUUGGGAAGUUGCCGAGUCUUGAGGUUCUGAAACUCGGAGACAAUGCUUUUGUUGGCGAAUGUUGGGAGACUCCAGAUGGGAGUUUCGUUCGACUACGCGUUCUUGAAAUCGGGAAGACAGAUUUGGCGAUUUGGAAGGCUGCUGAUGAUCAGUUUCCGCAACUUCAACGGCUUAGUUUGAAGCACUGUGAACAGCUUGUGGAGGUGCCUUGGGGUCUUGGAGGCAUAACAACACUUGAGGUUGUGGAGUUGAGUUGGACUUCUCAUUCGGCUGUUGCUUCUGCCCACAGGAUUCAAAAGAAUUUCAAACUUGUCAUCUUCCCUCCGGAUCAAGAAACUCAAACUUGAGAGCUCUACUGGAUGUCAUCUAAUGAUCGUUCUUUGAGUUUCAUCUUCUCUUCGUAUAAGUAACAAGUAACAAUGGUCAUAUGGUUCUAGGACAUGUCGUUUGAGUUGGCAUAACAAUAAGAUUAUUACUGAUGCAUCUAAAACUUUUCAUAAUAAUAAACGAUUUUCAAUAUAUGCAAAUUAACCACCUAUGAAAA
This is a messenger RNA of Cynara cardunculus var. scolymus (artichoke), 2841 nucleotides long. Its product is annotated as disease resistance protein RPP13-like. The transcript has a single exon. Bases 14 to 2644 code for a protein of 876 amino acids. Gene Ontology annotation, biological process: defense response to other organism. Gene Ontology annotation, molecular function: ADP binding. NCBI's taxonomy places the organism in Eukaryota, Viridiplantae, Streptophyta, Magnoliopsida, Asterales, Asteraceae. The record is from RefSeq and is a predicted model, not a curated record.